Molecule: messenger RNA, 616 nt
Organism: Lycium ferocissimum
Lineage: Eukaryota; Viridiplantae; Streptophyta; Magnoliopsida; Solanales; Solanaceae
Exons: 3
Coding region: 17-427 (136 amino acids)
Cellular component (GO): cytoplasm
Molecular function (GO): mRNA binding
Source: RefSeq, a predicted model, not a curated record
AUUUCUCAGACAGAAAAUGAGCAGGGAAGGAGAUUGGAUGUGUGCUGCAUGUCAGCACCUAAAUUUCAAGAAACGGGAUGCAUGCCAACGGUGUAGCUGCCCUAAAUAUGCAACACCGGCUGAUGUUGCCAUGUACGGACUAAACAAAACAGAAGUCAUGGCCGGAGACUGGUAUUGCAGUGCCAUGAACUGUGGUUCUCACAACUAUGCAAGCAGAACAAGCUGCUAUCAAUGCGGUGCCUCAAAAAGUGAUUAUUAUGGUAUUGGGGCAGGUUAUGGAUAUGACGCAAGUGCUUUUCCUGGUUGGAAGAGUGGUGAUUGGAUUUGCAACAGAAUAGGAUGUGGUAUGCACAACUAUGCCAGUAGACCAGAAUGCUAUAAAUGCAAGACACCUAGGGAUUUUGGAAGAGAAAGUGAGUUGUAUUGAGGGAUGCGGCGAUACUAAGUUUUUAUUUAAGAUUUAACCUUCAAAGACCGUUCGUCUUCUUCGUCUUCUGUUUUUCUGUUCUCACUUUUCUUUUCUUCCUUCUUUAGAUUAGUUUCUCAAAGAAGGGUUUAUUUUCAAACUGCAUUGUAACUGUGCAAGUGUUCUAAUGAAUGAAAUUCCUUGACAUUU